ACAGGAGCUGCGGGUGAGGCAGGAGGGACAAAUAUGGCAAGAGCCUGGGUCCAGCCCUGGGGCUGCGCCCUGCAGGCUGUGCAGGAAAACAGGGCCUCCCGGGAACUGAGACCCUUUUCCGGGAGGGAGCAGCCAGGCUGUGUGGAAGAGUCCUUUGAGAGCUGGCUGGAGCACGCCAAAGACAUGCUGCAGCUGUGGUACCACGAGUUGGAAAGGGACAGGAGGAGGUGGCUGCUGGAGAGCUUGGGCGGCCCGGCCCUGGAUGUCGUGAGUGGCCUCCUGGAGGAAGAUCCCAACUUGUCUGCGCGGGACUGCCUGGCGGCGCUGGGGCAGGUGUUUACGGACCGGGACACUCGAAUGACUUCUUGGCUGAAGUUCCUGACCUGCACGCAGGGGCCCCAGGAGGGGCUGUUCGCCUUCGUGGUGCGUCUGGAAGGCCUGCUGCAGAGGGCGGUGGAGAAGGGGGCCGUCCACCAUGCCCUGGCCAACCGCUUUCGACUGCGGCAGGUGCUGUCUCGGGCCCGCCCCAGCGAGGCUCUCCAGGAUACCCUGAGGGGGAUGCAGCUGGAUAGGAGGCCGCCCGGCUUCCUGGGGCUGCUUCGGCUCAUCCGGGAGAUGGAGGUGUGGGCGGCCUCCCCAGCGAGGAGCCAGCAGGGUGCAGCCUGGCCAGAGGCCCCAGUGGAGAGUGAAGACCCAGCUGCCUCCCAGAUGGCCCCUGCCCGAGGAGAUGUCGCCCAGGCCUCCCCAGCCCGUGGGGAUGCCAGCGAGGCUGGUCCCGGAACAGAAGAUGCUGCUCAGGCUGAUUCUGCCACCAAAGACGCCGCCAGGGGUGCCUCUGCCACUGAGGAAGAUGAAAAUGCCCCUGCAGGCCUUAAAGGCCUAGGGCUGACAGGCCCCCCCGAGGCCCCUGGCCCCUCUCCAGCCUGGAUGGGCAGUGCAGCCAACAUGGCCCGAGGAGGUCCUGUCUGUGAGCCAGAGGGUCUUGUCCACGCGGGAGGCCAGGAGGCUGACAAGCCCUCCCAGGGGGGUUUAAGUCCAUCCUGGAGGAGUUGGAAAAUGAGGAUGGGCUUCUCCCCGGAGGCCCCCAGGACAUUCCUGAGAGAUGGUGGGAAGGAGGUGACAGGACACGGCAAACGCUCACCUCAUGACCACGAUGGUGACCGUGACUGUGGCAGGAAGAACUGGACCACUGACAGAGAGGGGCUGCCCUGCCUGAGGCUCCCCAGGGAGCUUUUGUCCUGUGACGAUCCUGUGAGAGCCAUAAUGCAGGGCCCUGCCCCAGCAAAUGGGCUUGAGAAGGGGCUUCCUGAAGCCAGUGGAUACUGCCAGAGUCCACCGUCCUGGCAAGAGGCAGACCUGGGGUCCUGGGGAAGGAGGGAGGUGGCCGCAGGGCCUGAAGCAGGAGCGGGGGAAGACAAGGCACCUUGCCAGGAACCCAAGGAGGAGAGGCCCGGGAUCUGUGGCCUGUCGUGGCUGUUUGCAGUUUCUCUCUGUGUUGUGGUUCCCUUCUCUUCAAUGGUUUCGAGGGCGCGCGAGGAUCACGAACGGGUUGGAGGCGCCGGCUGCCCUUUCCCUCCCUCAAGGUCUACAGCUGAGGCCAGAGGAGCCCUGGCGGCCAUGGCCUCUGGGGUGGAGUUAUCCUGA
Molecule: messenger RNA, 1644 nt
Organism: Sapajus apella (tufted capuchin)
Lineage: Eukaryota; Metazoa; Chordata; Mammalia; Primates; Cebidae
Product: paraneoplastic antigen Ma6F-like
Source: RefSeq, a predicted model, not a curated record